AUGUUUGAGCGUCGCGCGGCAGAUCGCUACCACCUGCGAAUGCACCGUGCCCGCACGGUGGCACUCACCUCCGACGAGAUCGUGGAAGUCCGCGCCGCCCAGCGCACCUUCGAAGGGGCCUACGUCCGCACCGCCCUCUCGCAGUUCUCCUUCGCCCUCGUCGUCCUGAAGAUCUUUACCAAUGAGUUUUACAGCACGGGCGCGUUGUUCGCCAUCUACGGCACCGGCGUGCUCAUGAUCGGCCUCUACCGCCGCCAGCAGGGCAACAAGCAGUUCUUUUCGGAGCUCGGGGAGGAUGGGAUCAACCGGCACAAAUUUCGAACCAGUGGGAAUGCGGUGUUGAUCCUCACGGCCUUGAGUAUCGGGGCGUAUGCUACACUGAUCGGGCUUACAUUGAGGUUGAGAUAA
Aspergillus aculeatus ATCC 16872 is the source of this 408-nucleotide messenger RNA. RefSeq lists its product as uncharacterized. NCBI's taxonomy places the organism in Eukaryota, Fungi, Ascomycota, Eurotiomycetes, Eurotiales, Aspergillaceae. The record is from RefSeq and is a predicted model, not a curated record. The transcript has 2 exons. The coding region runs from base 1 to 408 and encodes 135 amino acids.